AGGCCUCGAUUGUAUGCGUAUGGAGCUCUCCAAGGAAAACUGGCAGUUCUGAUUCCCUCCCUCAUGCUGCUUGUGUCUCAAAUCUAAUAAUUAAAACAAGAUACGAGUUGCCUGAGUAUGCGUCAGAAGAUAUAGUGCUUUAACAACAGGAUGGCGCAUUACUAGAAAUGUAAGUGUCUUAUUACAUAUUUACAUCGAGGAAGUUCACGUCAGCAUAUUCAAAUAAUAGCAUUAUCAUCGUACACAAAAAUGAUACAAAACUUCGCAGGAAAGUUACAUUGUUUAGGCGUCAGUGCAGCGGUCACACGUGUUCCUAUUAAAAGGCUAUCAGUAUCAAGUUUUGUCUCAGCAUCCUCCAGAGAUACAAAAGAGUCAGCCAAUACAGAAACAAGUAUGGAUGAGGAGGUUCUUAUAAAAGAAGUUGGAGACAGUGGACUAAUAGUUUUAAAUCGACCUAAAACAUUGAAUGCUGUAACUUUAUCUAUGGUUGAGAAGAUUUAUCCUGUUCUCAAACAAUGGGAAACUUCGAAAAAGCUAAUAAUAAUAGAGGGUGCAGGUGAUAAAGCAUUCUGUGCUGGUGGCGAUGUCAAAUCGCUGGUCUUGGCAUUGAAUAAACCAAAAGGGGAAGCUCUGGGUGAAGAAUUUUUUAAAAAGGAAUACACUCUUAAUUACUUGAUUGGUACAUACAAGAAACCUUAUAUAGCUCUUAUGAAUGGCAUAACAAUGGGAGGCGGCGUUGGAUUAUCUGUACAUGGCAAAUAUAGAAUCGCCACAGAGAAAACCCUUUUUGCUAUGCCGGAAACAGCUAUAGGACUGUUUCCCGAUGUCGGCGGUUCUUACUUCUUGCCCAGACUAAAGGGAAAAUUGGGUCUCUUUUUAGGAUUAACAGGACACAGAUUAAAAGGUAUUGAUGUACUUCUUGCUGGAAUUGCGACACACUUUGUACUGUCGGAGAAACUCACGGAUUUAAAACGUGAUCUGUUAAUGUCGCAAGAAUCCGAUAUUGAAAAUAUUUUGAACAAUUAUCAACCAAAAUUGAAUCACGUAUUCAGCUUGGCGCCGCAUAUGUCGCAGAUAGAAAACUGUUUUUCUGCUUCAUCUGUCGAAGAGAUAAUUGAAAGGUUAAUAAAAGACAAUUCGGAGUGGGCACAGAAGAACGUAGAAACAUUAAAAAAAAUGUCUCCGGCUUCUCUUAAAGUUGCCAAGAAAGCGAUCGAUGAAGGAAGAGGGAAAUCUUUGGCGGAAUGUUUAGAAAUUGAAUAUAGACUGGCAUACACCGCUUUAAACAAAGACAAUGACUUUUACGAAGGUGUCAGAGCUCUGUUGAUAGACAAAGAUCAAAAACCUAUAUGGAAGCCAGCCUCCUUGUCUCAAGUCACAGAUGAAUAUCUAAAUAAACGAUUUGCGGCACUUCCUGCAGAAAAAGAACUGAAACUGCAAGCUAGUAAAUUAUAAGAUUUAAGAUUUUAUUCCGCAUUUAGUUGUUAUAUUUUAAGCAUAUUUUUGCCACAUAUUGUUAUGAAAACAAGUAAAGAUCUUAUUUUUGUAUUCCAAUUUUGUAUAGAUUGAGAUAUAUAUUAAAGUUGUUGUUCAAAUGUUGAA
Messenger RNA from Linepithema humile (Argentine ant), 1602 nucleotides. RefSeq names its product 3-hydroxyisobutyryl-CoA hydrolase (gene Hibch). Gene Ontology annotation, molecular function: 3-hydroxyisobutyryl-CoA hydrolase activity. Gene Ontology annotation, biological process: L-valine catabolic process. Gene Ontology annotation, cellular component: mitochondrion. The record is from RefSeq and is a predicted model, not a curated record. Lineage: Eukaryota; Metazoa; Arthropoda; Insecta; Hymenoptera; Formicidae.